ACCGGAAGUUAUCUGUAGGGAUAUUAAGAGGUUGGACUCCAUUCUCCAGGCUGCCUCGCGCGCGACCGGAAGUUCUCUCAGGGAAGUGGCCGUCUGGAUGAGGGGGAAACAGAAGACUCCAUCACCCUAACUAAUCCGCGCGAAGCCGGAAGUUCUGGUAAACUAUAAAAAGGGAGAGGCGGGGCAUCUUGGCGGCUCUUUGGAGGCGGUCUCGGGAGCGCGAUGGCCAGGGGCCACUUCUAUGUCUCCUCCCUGGCCCUGGGCACCCUGGGCUCCCUCUGCCUGCUCUUCGUGAUCUACUGGGUGCAGCACUGGCGCGGCGGCCUCGCCUGGGACAACAGCAGCCGCAUGUUCAACUGGCACCCGGUCCUGAUGGUGGCCGGCAUGGUGGUGGUCUAUGGGGCGGCCUCACUGGUGUACCGCCUGCCCCAGUCCUGGGUGGGCCCCAAGCUGCCCUGGAAGGUGCUCCACGCCGCGCUGCACCUGGCGGCCUUCACGCUGGCCGUGCUGGGGCUGGUGGCCGUCUUCCGCUUCCACCAGCACAACCAGAUCGCCCACCUCUACUCCCUGCACAGCUGGCUGGGGAUCGCGGCCGUGACCCUGUUCGCCGGCCAGUGGCUCCUGGGCUUCUCCGUCUUCCUGCUGCCCUGGGCGUCCCAGGGCCUGCGCAGCCUCCUCAAGCCCGCCCACGUCUUCUUCGGGGCCACCAUCCUGACCCUGUCCAUGGCCUCGGUCCUCUCCGGAAUCAACGAGAAGCUCUUCUUCAGCCUGAAGAACGUGACUGCCCCCUACUCCAGCCUCCCUCCGGAGGCCCGCUUUGCCAACCUCACCGGGAUGCUGGUGGCCGCCUUCGUGGUGCUGGUGCUCUACGUGCUCCUGGUCUCGUCCUGGAAGCGGCCUGAGCCGGGCCUCCUGACGGACAGACAGCCCCUGCUGCACGAAGCGCAGUGAGCCCCGAGGGCGCCGGGAGCAGCCGCCUUGUCCCUGCUCCCCAGGCCCUGCCCCCUGCUUGUCCCGCUCGCUGAC
Molecule: messenger RNA, 1026 nt
Organism: Antechinus flavipes (yellow-footed antechinus)
Lineage: Eukaryota; Metazoa; Chordata; Mammalia; Dasyuromorphia; Dasyuridae
Product: lysosomal membrane ascorbate-dependent ferrireductase CYB561A3
Exons: 6
Coding region: 223-951 (242 amino acids)
Cellular component (GO): lysosomal membrane
Molecular function (GO): oxidoreductase activity
Source: RefSeq, a predicted model, not a curated record